Messenger RNA from Dalotia coriaria, 2096 nucleotides. It is a transcript of the gene Trm1, whose product is annotated as tRNA methyltransferase 1. Gene Ontology annotation, cellular component: nucleus. The record is from RefSeq and is a predicted model, not a curated record. NCBI's taxonomy places the organism in Eukaryota, Metazoa, Arthropoda, Insecta, Coleoptera, Staphylinidae. Gene Ontology annotation, molecular function: tRNA (guanine(10)-N2)-methyltransferase activity; RNA binding. Gene Ontology annotation, biological process: tRNA N2-guanine methylation. Bases 132 to 1733 code for a protein of 533 amino acids. The transcript has 6 exons.
AGCCAUCCAAGAUCCAACGUGCGUGUUCAUAACCUCCCAGUUCAUGCAUGUUUGCAGUGCUGCGUUUUUAAAGAACACGUUUGUUUUUAUCAUCUGAUCGUAAACAAGUUUUUAUCCGUUUCGCCGGGAGGAUGCAAAACCCUGAGGAGACCGGUGGUAAGAUAAUCACUGUAAUCGAAGAGGGUCAAGCCCGGAUUGAAACCGCUGGCAAUGUGUUCUGCAAUCCGGUGCAAGAGUUCAACCGGGAUCUGAGCAUCUCUGGGCUGAACGCGUUCAGUCGCGUUUAUGCCAAAGAAAAAGAAAAGCCUGGUAAAAUCAAAGACAAUAUACCAAUUGUCCUCAAAAAGGAGGAGUAUCGAUUUGAGGCCGGCAAGAAAUAUGAGAAUGGGUUGAGUAUUCUUGAAGCUCUCUCAGCCACUGGCUUGAGGAGCAUUCGCUAUGCUAAAGAAGUGGAAGGAAUCAAUAAGAUUAUUGCAAAUGAUGUCAGCUCAGUAGCUGUGGAGAAUAUCAAGAAAAAUAUUGAUAGUAAUGGUGUCACAGACUUUGUCUCUGCUAGUUUAAAUGAUGCAACGACACUUAUGUAUGCUCAUAAAAAUGAUAGAUUUGAUGUGAUUGACUUGGAUCCUUAUGGCAGUCCAACAAUAUUUCUUGACAGUGCUGUUCAGGCAAUUAAAGAUGGUGGAUUAUUACUUGUAACUGCCACAGACAUGGCAGUUCUCGCCGGUAAUACGCCCGAAACUUGUUACGUUAAGUAUGGAGCGGUUUCACUGCGGACUCAGUCUUGUCAUGAGAUGGCAUUACGUAUUCUUCUGCAAACUAUCGAAAGUUUUGCAAACCGGUAUGGACGCUACAUAGUGCCCCAGUUAUCCAUAUCAGCCGAUUUUUAUAUUCGUGUCUUCGUAAGGGUGUACACUGGUGCUUACAAGUGUAAAUUCACGACGAGUAAACUAGCCAUGGUUCACUGCUGCACCGGAUGCGAUAGUUUCAAUUUGCAACCGUUGGGUAAGAUUAAAACUAACGAAAAAAACGGUUUACCCAAGUUUUCGUUGCCAACCACUAUCCCAUCUGUGGGGAGCGUAUGCGAACAUUGCCAGCAUCCAUAUCAUAUGGGUGGUCCGAUCUGGGCGGCACCUAUACAUAAUCCCGAGUUUGUGUGGCAAAUAUACCAACACACCUCUGAUAAACUACGUACCUAUAAGCGCAUUGAAGGAAUGCUCAAUGUGGUCCUUGAAGAGCUUCACGAUACGCCGCUUCAUUAUAAUCUGGAUCGUUUGACUGGUGUCCUGCACGCUGAGACGCCUCCGAUUAUGGUUGUACGUUCGGCUCUUUUAAAUGCCGGUUAUCGAGUGUCAUAUACUCACACCAAGAAAACCUCGAUUAAAACGAACGCACCUGCAAAGGUGCUGUGGGAUAUCAUGAGGCAAUGGAUCAAGACACAUCCGGUGUCACAGAAGUGGUUGGACCAAGACAAAGUCACCGCCAAUAUUCUUGCGCAGGUCUGCGAGACUGAAUACUCGUUUAAAAUGCAUCCCGAUGCCGAACCGAACUCGCGCCGUCAGGGGUACACGCGUUUUCAACAGAACCCCACCGCAUUUUGGGGUCCCGGUUGUAGAGCUACUGCGAUGGUUGGCGACCAAGGGUUAGCUAAGAGUAAAAGAAAUCAGGGCAAGAGGAAGCGCAAGGUAUCUACUAAGAGCGAGGAGUCAUCGACCGGCAAUCCCGGCGCUGACUAAGAUUUUUUAUUACUUUAUUACUAAGUAUUUAAAUUUUAUAUCUAGCCAUGUUCAGAUUCUAAUAUUUCUAUUGUUACUAUAAAUUGGAAAGACCUUUGUCUGCGUUCCAGGACUAGAAAUUACAAUCCUUGAAUUUCGCCGUGGACUGAGACUAUUUUGAUGACUAAGUAUUUAAGUUUUAUAUUUACUUGUGUUCAAAUUGUAAUAUUGCUAUUGUUACUGUAAAAUGGGAAGUGCCUUGCCUGCCUUCUUGAUCUGGGAGUUGCAAACCUAGGAUUGUGGCACUCCUGAAAGGCAUGGUUAGAAAUUUUGUUCGUUUUAUAAUUACGUACCGAAUCGAAUAAAAAAUAUUCUUGAUGUUAA